UCUAUAGCUGGUCAGGUUGGGAGACCACCUACUUCCAUCUUAAUUAAACCAGCUAAAACUAUCCAACCAGUUUAGGCUGGUUUAAACUGUUUUUUAUUUCAACAGGGAAAGUUUUGCCAAACUGCAAAGAGUGUCCAGAUAUACAAUAAACGUACGUUUAAAUGGCAUAUACGAUGCCUUGUAUAUACGAUCUUCCAGGCUUCCUCGGAGCUAUGUCUUCAGAACAAACAUUUGACCACUGUGAGUGAUUUCACACACUGACGCUGGUGGGAGGAUUCAACACAAACUGGGGACUCAACGGGGCUCUACAAGCGCACUCUCCACCGCACAAUCCCGGGACACCUUCGCCUUCACCAUGAUUUUAGUUAAAUUCGUGUGCGCGAUCAUUACUAGGUCGUUAUUCAUUCUGGUCUCUCUAAUCGGCGUCUGGAGAGUAAAAACGGUGAAAAAUAACAACAUGUACUGGUUACUAACUGUUCUUUACAUCCCUUUGGUCGUGGAGAUGAUCUUCACUUUAAAACGAAGGAAAGGGAAAGACUACAAAUGGUUUUCUCCAGCAAUCCUGCUCUUCCUCAUCAGCAUUAUUCCGUCCAUAUGGAUUCUAGAGUUACAUCAUCAGGAGAACAAAGCCAGUGACCCUCAGUGUAGGAAACUGGACUCUUGGGACAAUGUCAAGAGCAUAUUGCCUUUAAACAACACAAUGGGUAACGAAACACUAAAGCACUUGGAGCGCAUGCUCACCUCGGUGUGUGCGAAUGACUGGAUCCUUGGUCUUCAUCAGGUUCUGCUGAUUCUUCUCAUCAUUGGAAAGUGGCUCCUCCCAUUAGGAGGAGUGACGCGUGACGAGCUGUCUCAGCUUUUACUCAUCUUUGUUGGCACGGCAGCAGACAUUCUCGAAUUUACCAGUGAAACACUCUCUGAUGUCAAGUGGGUACUUCCUGUUCUCAUUCAGUUCAUGAAAGCUUGAUUGAAUGCUACUUCAUAUGCUAUUGUUGACACUGCUGGACAUAUUAAAUGGACCAAAAGUGAUAGAUUAAGACAUUUAUAAUGUUACAUAAGAUUUCUAUUUCAUAUAAAUAUCUUUAAAAUGUAUCCCAGUUUUCACAGAAAUAUUAAGCAACACAAAUGUUUUGAUAAUAAUAAGAAAUGUUUCUUGAGCAGCAAUUGAUAAUGAAGACUGGAGUAAUGGCUACUAAAAAUUCAACUUCGCCAUCACAGGAAUAAAUUACAUCAUAACAUUUAGUAAAAAAUGAUUAAAGUAGUAUUUCUGAAAUACAGUGCAGUAUUACUGGAUUGGAGUGAUGAUUAUUGUCGGUCCAUUCUCAGGUGCCUUUUUUGCCUGUCAAAAUCAGCAAGUAGUAAUUAGUAGUUUCAUUUGAAAUGUUGUUGAACGCUGAACAUUCAGUAAAACA
Messenger RNA from Carassius carassius (crucian carp), 1412 nucleotides. RefSeq names its product transmembrane protein 26-like. The transcript has 4 exons. NCBI's taxonomy places the organism in Eukaryota, Metazoa, Chordata, Actinopteri, Cypriniformes, Cyprinidae. Bases 356 to 967 code for a protein of 203 amino acids. The record is from RefSeq and is a predicted model, not a curated record.